Marmota monax (woodchuck) is the source of this 3761-nucleotide messenger RNA. It is a transcript of the gene Lax1, whose product is annotated as lymphocyte transmembrane adaptor 1. Bases 868 to 1986 code for a protein of 372 amino acids. Gene Ontology annotation, cellular component: plasma membrane. The transcript is spliced from 5 exons. Gene Ontology annotation, biological process: lymphocyte activation; antigen receptor-mediated signaling pathway; intracellular signal transduction. Lineage: Eukaryota; Metazoa; Chordata; Mammalia; Rodentia; Sciuridae. The record is from RefSeq and is a predicted model, not a curated record.
UUCUAAUCACAUGCAAGCCUGCCCAGGGAACGGCGGGCUGAGGACGGUUUCCUUCUGUCUUAUGAAGAUCAGCAGCAUUUCCUGUGCCCUGUGCCUCAUUAGCACGUCGGUGAUGUUGCUUCCUGUGGCUGACUCUGUGUUUCCAUCUGGCAAAGUGGUUUGCUGUUUUUGCUCUGAGGUUCUGGCGGGUGGAGGAUGACGCGUUUCUCACGGAGCCUUUCCUGGGCCUCUUGGCAGUUCCUCCCUCGGAGCCCCUCAUGUUUGUACCAGAAGGCAGGGGCCGGACGUUCUCCCUGAGUGGCCUCACACUGGGAACACCAGCGCCAGGAUGAGAGCUCACCUCCACCUGCCCCAGGUAGAACCAAACCUGUUGUUUUUGUAGGUUGAAUCUACUCAGCCUGGCAUUUCAGGGAGUCUUUUGGGGGGGAAAGAAAGUUCGAGAAUAGAAGAUUGGAAACUUAAGAAAGAAAAUCCAGAGACUUUUUUUUUUAAUGGCAAAGAAUUUUGAUGAAUAAAGACUUAGGAAGAGGAAAACUUGAGAGUAAAUUUGAGUAUUGGGGAACGUUUGGAGGACACAGAGAUUAGGAUUUCUGUCAUUCUUAUAUUUUCUAAAAAUACACCGAGUAGUUAAAUUCAAAACACGAACCAGUUCGCCUCUUCUCCUGGGAGUCAGCAACUUAGGACUAGGAGCAGACAUGCUGGCUAGCUUGUUAUGACUGAGGAAAGGCACAGGCUUCAAAGCCAGAGAGCACCUCAGAGGCUCUCCCAGGAUGGAUGUCACCAACUCAACCCUACGGGAUAGCAAGAGUACCUUGCAGCCCAGCACUCCACGGGUGAUUCUCGGCAGCCAGGAAAGCCAGCCGGAGCAUGGCACUUGGUUUUCCUCCUAGAGAUAACGACAAGAGCAGCAUCAUCUUUUCUGGGUUAGUGGGACUCCUGGCUGUCCUCCUGCUCAUCACAGUGGCCUGCAUCCUGUGGAACUGGAACAAACGGAAGAAGCGGCGGGUUCCUUACCUCCCAGUGACUGCCAUGCCCUCAUUGACUCUGCCUCGACCCAGACCACGAGCCAAAAAUAUUUAUGAUCUCUUGCCUCAGCGGCAAGAAGAGCUGGGGAGACAUCAGCCAAGGAAUAUCCGCAUGUUCAGUGCCGAGAGCCUCCUGUCCAGAAAUUCCGACAGCCCGGAGCAUAUGCCCUCCCAAGCAGAGAGCACCCUCCAGAUGCACACAGCCCAUAUCCACACCAUGGGAUAUGCAGUUGGUGUCUACGACAAUGCAACGGUGCCCCAGGUGUGCAGGAACGUCACUCCCUCGACACACUAUGUCAAUGUCAGAGCUUCCAGGGAUGUCUCGAGCACUUCUUCAGAGGAUUCAAAUGAUUAUGUCAAUGUCCCCACAGCAGAAGAGAUGGCUGAGACUCUAACUCCUAACAACAGCCUGCCUGAAAGUCUCCUUGUUCUUUCAAGCGCCCAGCAGUCGGACUUAACUGAGAAAAGACACAAGGGCUGUGGGGAUGCCAGUGACUGUACCAGCUUUUGGGCUCCAGGAACUAAGGACAGCGAUCCACUCAGCGAUGGGGAGGAUUCUUCUCAGACCUCAAAUGACUAUGUCAACAUGACAGGUUUGGAUCUCGAGGACAUCCAAGAGGAGUUGCCCUGGGUGGCUUUUCAAUGCUGCAGAGAUUAUGAGAAUGUCCCACCAGCAGAUCCCAAGGGAAGCCAGCAGCAAACUGAAGAAGAAGUGACAACUUCAAACACAGACCAUGAAGAGGGAAAGACAGAUGGCCCGGGGACAGACAUCCAUCCUCUCACAAGGAAUUCCCUAUCUUCAGGGCACUGUGUAUCCCCACUGAGUGAGGACUGUCAGAUGAAACAUGAAGAAGAAAUGUCACACGAAGACACUCAUGACUAUGAGAAUGUGCUACCUGCCAAGUUAGGAGGCAGAGACAGGGAGCAGGGGCCUGGUGCUCAGCUCCCUCCUGAUGAAUGAAUACCCCGUUGCCCAGCUGGAAAGCCACGCAAAGUGGUCUAUCCUGUUGGCUCCUCAGCCGCUGAAGAGUCUCUAGUGAAGACCCUUGACCACCCUCGAACGUCAGUGGAUUCCCUUGGUUAGAUUAGCCAGAGGCUGAAAGGAGCAAGAAGCUCAAAGGCUGCCCGAAGGCAAAGGUUUGGGAAAUCCAGGAAGGAAUGCUUCUCCAGCAAAGUGCUGUUGUCUCUCAGGCCAGCCUAAGAAUGUCUGCUGGAGCUGCCCUUCCCGACUGUUGGGAAAUAGAAGAAGAGAGUACUUAGCACCCAGAGGAAGAGGGCUAAUCACCUGCACCAAUACCAGCAGGUGGCAAGGGUGUAGAUUAUUUUGUGAUCCAGGCAGAGACCUAAGGAAAGGAGAAGUUGUUUUAAAAAGUAUAGACAACAAAAUGCUGGUGAGGAUGCAAAACAACGGGAAUUCUCAUUGUCACCAAUGGGAUGGCAAAGCAUAGCAGCUAUUUUGAAAAACUGUAUGGAGGUUUCUUAUAAGGAUCUAAAUAUGGGAGGCAGCCAUUUCACUACCAGAAACUGACCCAAGUCAACUGGAAUCUUACACUCACACAACAACCUACACAAGACUGUUUAAUAGCAGUUUCAUUAAUAAUUGCCCAAAAAACUAGAAAUAAUCCAGAUGUGCUUCCACAGAAGAAUGGAUAAACCAAUUGUGGAUAUUCAAUCCAUGAGUGGCUAUGAGCCUGUCCAUACUCAGCAGGAUAAAGGAAUGAACCAUUGGUUCAAAUAACAACAUGCUCUUAAAUGCAUUUUGCUAAGUGAAAGAGGCUUAGACUUAAAGAGUUACAUAUUUGUAAGACAUUCAGAAAAAGGCAAAGAAAUAGGAAUGGAAAAUAUGUCAGUGUGAAGAAAGGAGGCGCUCACUAUGAGGACCUGCACAAGGGAAUCUUUGAGUGACAGACUGUUCUACAUGGUACUUUGGUGGCGGGUUUAUAACUGUAUACAUUUAUCAAAACACAAAGAAGCACAUACCAUGAAGAGGGACUUUUAUUUAUGUGAAUAUAAAAAAGAUAAUCAGGCUAUCCUGAAAACUCAGAAUAUGACAAACGAAUCUAGUUGUAUAACAAAUGUAUAACAUAGCCUCAUUGAAGGGAGUGAGGGAUUAAAAAAAAAACUAAACUUAAACUUGGAAAGCAAUGUUUUGGCUUAAAAUUUAUAAGAUUAAAAUAAGAAAGAACUGUAUACAAACAGUGCAGUAUUGUUGGCAAAUUGUCUUGCACAGAUACCGGGUUGGCAAUUCUGAAACUACUUUGUAUACUAGGGUUGUACAGAUAAAUAAAUCUACUGUUGAUAAAGAAAGAGAGGUUUCUCACUGGCCCAGAAAGAAAUGACAAUGAGGUAGGGAAAGCUAGGAGGGACCCUGUGAGGUUGUAUUAGAGUUGGCAAUACAGCUUGAACGCUUGUUUAUUUUAAUAGGUAUACAAAGAAAUAAAUAUGUAUACAUAAGCGUAUACAAACAUAUGCUUCCUAGUAUUGUCCAUUAAGAGGACCAAGAAGUAAUGACACCCCAGCAGCAAUGACCACACUCAGCACCCAGAUCCUAGUUUCAAAAUGCUAUUCUCCAACAAAAGGAACCCAAGUUCCUUGGAGAAAUGGCUAGUUCUAGGGCUGAGAUGGAGAAAAUGCAGAAUGAGCUUACGUAUCUUACAGAAAAGGAGCGGAAGAGAGAGAGAGAGGGAAGAGAUGACCACAUGUCAAAAAAAAAAACGCACCUGGCAGGCAUAUUGG